GUUCAAUGCGCCUAACAAUAAACAAAAAAGAAAUGGUGGGUGAAUCCAAAUGAUUGGUAAACUUGCAAAGGCAAGGAGCAACGAAUGCUCUUGUCGCAUUGGACGAAUAUGUUCAUCUUGCAAGCGUAAGACCAUUAUAAGGCCUACUAUUUCAGUGGAAAAACCGAGAAACCUCCCAGUGCCGAUAACUAUUUCUUAUUACAACCCAGCUAAUCGAAGUAAUCCAAAACAAAGAGAGACAGUUGUAAAUUUCCUGCCGAAAUCGAUGCGAUGGAGGUCGAGGAGGAAUAUUCAUGAACCGCCUCCGUUAAAGAGAUUGACUCCCAUUUGUAGAUGGUACAGACGUCGUCGCGCUCUAAAUCAAUUAGCAAAAGAACACGAUAAAGAAUUAGCAGCUAUAGAGAAGAGGAAAAGAAAGGAAUUUGAAGAAGAACGUUUGAAUGAUUUCAUACGAUGGGAACAGCUUAAAAGUAAAAAGACGCAAUAUAUUCCACCCCCAAAACCGAACGAUUAUUUGGAGUAUAUACCACCACCAACACCUAUCGUUCCUGUUCGAAAAUUGUCAUUGCCGAAGCCGAGAGAAAAAGUAUUUUACAUCAAAGAAACUCCUAAGCAACCCGCAAAAAAAUACAAGGCACCAAAAAAUAUUAAAUCAGCGAAAAAAAGCAAAGCAUCCAAAGCUAUUACGGUCAGAAAAUACAACCACAGACAAUCAAUAACGAACAAAUUCGUCAAUUGCUGCUACAGAAUCUGUUGUCAAUUCUACUGUUACUUAACUUGUAUUUUAUUAAUAAUAUUCUCAGUCAUCUGCCUGGUAUAAAUUACUCGUAUAUUUACAA
Molecule: messenger RNA, 839 nt
Organism: Zerene cesonia (dogface butterfly)
Lineage: Eukaryota; Metazoa; Arthropoda; Insecta; Lepidoptera; Pieridae
Exons: 3
Coding region: 50-820 (256 amino acids)
Source: RefSeq, a predicted model, not a curated record